Messenger RNA from Paracoccidioides brasiliensis Pb18, 2886 nucleotides. RefSeq lists its product as uncharacterized. The transcript has a single exon. Bases 1 to 2886 code for a protein of 961 amino acids. Gene Ontology annotation, cellular component: mitochondrial outer membrane. Gene Ontology annotation, molecular function: ATP binding; ATP hydrolysis activity. The record is from RefSeq and is a predicted model, not a curated record.
AUGAAUUCUUCUAUCUGCUGCCGGCUGCUGUCAGUCCAUCAAGCAUAUCUGAGAGCGCCAUACCGAAUCAUUGGCCGUCGUCGACUUCCAUAUGCGGCCCGCAGCUUUCAUGCUUCCUCUCCUUACCAAUCUAACCCACAGGAUCCGCCUCCAUCCAUUGACUCCACCCUCAGUAACACCAAUUCCAGUACCCAAAAAGACGCGGAGGGCCAUAACGCCUCAAAAGAGGAUGCGGAGGUUGUAAAGCCCGAUGCAGCACCAAAACCAUCCCGGAGACCACAGGGACCCUAUGGCUCAGCUGUUCGCCGUGCGGCAAGGAACAGGAAACCUCGAGAACAAACACGCAUCGUCGCCGUUGUUCCGGAAUGGUUCCGCGAACGGAACGUGGUAGCUCAAGAUAUAUCUGUUCAAGUUGCUGAACCAACAAAUCACAAUGUGGAGUUGGAGCCGUUAUCUCGUGACGUGGAAGAAGUGGUAAACGAACUUGCGCAGGGUGGAGAGGAUGGUGAUAAUGGUGGUUCCGGGCGUCCAUCAACGCUGGGCAGUCGUUACCGUCUUGCUCGAGCCAUCUGGGACGAACUAUGCGCCUCCGCUAAAGCGGGACUGAAUCUACCCCCGUCCCGACAUAUCGAUGAACCAUCGGCGACCAAGUCACAUUUGGUUCUACAGUAUCCUGGAGAAGGGGGGAUUUUGUUUUUGGAUGCAGUGGUUAAGAAGCUGACGGCGAAGCUUAAGACAAAUCUAAUAACUCUGAACGCACAAGAUAUUGCUGAGCUCUAUGCAGAACAGGAUCUCGUUGAGUCUAGCGCACCUAGUUCCAUUACAGAUAUGGGAUAUGAAGUGUACCAGGCGAGAAAGCCUCACACACCAAGAGAACCUGACGAAGAAAUUGAGGAGGGAGAAGACGAGGAAAGUUGCUCAGCAGAUGAUGAUGAUCCUGACGUGAUACCCAGCCGAAGACAGGAUCACAAGUUCGUCCUUAGAAGUAAUUCGGAUAUUUUUCAACAUAUGCUUAAUGCAGGCCGUGUGGCAUCGAUUGGGACGGCUAGGGUGUUUAUUCCACGCCCUCACCGAGAUAAUCCAGAACCGAAUGAAGACAUGAUAUGUUUUCGUGUUGUGGCCCAACUCCUUUCUAUUUCGCAUAAUCAUCAGAAUAAAAUACCCAUAGCUGGUGCGGAGAAUAUCACCGAGUCAACUGCUGAACCAGUCCCUGAACCAACCCAGACCACCUCCCGACCAGACCUUAUUAUUCAAAUUCAAGAUUACAAGGAUAUGGAGAGCACCCGAAGUGGAUCGAAAUUCCUCUCGAUUCUCCAGCGAGAGGUUCAGAACAAGAGGCGGGAGGGUCAGAGAGUUAUGGUCAUCGGCACGGUAUCCGCGAAGAAACCAGAAUAUCCUCUGGGAAAGGUGUAUCCGAAGCUUGUGAAGAGAGACUACAACGACGAAUUCGCCAGGACAAUAAUUGUCACACCCGCCAUGAAUGCACAGGCAGUCGAAAAGAUAUUCUCGGAAGAUUCGAAGCGAAGAACUCUUGAGAUCAACGUGCGCCAUUUACAAAAUAUGCUGAGGGUUCGAAUAAACGAUCCACAACUAGCAGACACAAGUUUACUACGCGGUCCAACAUGGCCCUUGGAUACUGCUGUCAUCGAAAGCUCCGGUCUGGACGAUGGAUAUUGGUCAUUUGACCGUGUUCAUCGGGUUGUUUCACUUACGCUUGGUAGCAUAGAAGGCGCUGGCAAACUCGAUGUUCAGCAGAUACAACGCAGCAUCGACCUAAUGGAAAAGAGCGAUCGCGCUAAGAGUGACUGGAUGGUCGAGAGGUAUCCCAAGGUGAAGCCAACUCAAGCGGAGAGGGACUGGGAAAGCCGUUUGAAGCAGCUGCGGAAGACAUGUAACAGCCACGAAAAGAAACUCCUUAACGGCGUAGUCGAUGCUGAAAGUAUUCGCACAACCUUCGAGGAUGUUCAUGCGCCUGCAGAUACUAUUGAGGCUCUCAAAACGCUCACAUCUCUGUCGCUCAUUAGGCCUGAUGCAUUUACCUAUGGUGUCCUUUCUACCGACAGAAUCCCAGGUUUACUACUUUACGGGCCGCCAGGAACAGGAAAAACGAUGUUAGCCAAGGCGGUCGCCCGCCAGAGUGGUGCCACCGUUCUUGAAGUGAGCGGCUCUGAAGUCUACGACAUGUAUGUCGGAGAGGGGGAGAAAAACGUAAAAGCUAUUUUCACGCUAGCAAAGAAGCUCAGUCCCUGUGUAGUCUUUAUCGAUGAGGCAGACGCCAUCUUCUGUUCGCGGGUUGCAGCCAGCAACCGAACAACGCACCGAGAGCUAAUAAACCAGUUCCUACGCGAGUGGGAUGGUAUGAACGAGCUCUCCGCCUUCAUCAUGGUAGCCACUAACCGUCCUUUUGACCUUGACGACGCCGUCCUACGACGACUCCCCCGACGACUCCUAGUAGACCUCCCCACCGAACAAGACCGCCUAUCAAUCCUAAAAAUCCAUCUGAGGGAAGAGCAAGUGGAUGCAUCAUUGGAUCUGGCCGAAUUAGCCAGCCGCACACCUCUCUAUUCAGGCUCGGACCUGAAAAACAUGUGCAUUGCCGCAGCCCUCGCUUGUGUGAAUGAGGAAAACGAGCAAGCUGCUCACCAUACCGGUGAUGAGCCGUUCAAGUAUCCGGAGCGAAGAAUACUUAGAAAAGCCCAUUUCGAACGCGCCAUGGAGGAGAUCAGUGCGUCGAUCAGUGAGGAUAUGUCUACUCUCUCUGCUAUUAAGAAAUUCGACGAGAAGUAUGGAGACCGCAAGGGGAGGCGAAAGAAGAGCGUUGGAUGGGGGUUUAAAGCUCCCCAUGAGCUGGAGACAAAUACAGGGGCUGGACGGGUGAGGAAUUGA